Molecule: messenger RNA, 996 nt
Organism: Penicillium brevicompactum
Lineage: Eukaryota; Fungi; Ascomycota; Eurotiomycetes; Eurotiales; Aspergillaceae
Product: WD40 repeat domain-containing protein
Exons: 1
Coding region: 1-996 (331 amino acids)
Molecular function (GO): protein binding
Source: RefSeq, a predicted model, not a curated record
AUGCACGCGAGCUGGUUAUCUGGUGACUCUCGAGUUGCACUCUCAUCUGAAAAUGGCGCGAUCAUCUGGGAAUUAGACACAGGCCAGUGUUUGACGGUUCUAGAAAAAGGGCUGGGAUUCGAGAGAUAUGAGGCUGGCGCCUGGUCACACGACGGGGCCAGAAUUGCAACUCCCAAGUCAGAUUGGCUCGAGAUUUGGAAUUCAAACACUGGCGAGUGUGUUUCAAUUCUUGGUGGACAUAACGAGGCCAUUGAAUCCAUUGCCUGGUCACCUAAUUCACGUUGGCUGGCCUCUGGGUCAAUGGAUCACAGCAUAAAAGUCUGGAAUGCAGAGACCAAUCAGUCCGUGGCUGCUCCUGUGAGUUUUGAGAGCGUACAUUCUAUUUGUUGGUCACCCGAUAAGACAAAAUUUGCAGUCUGCGCUUCAGUUACUGCUGGGAUCUGUGACUCAUCGGGUCGACGUUUGUCGACUUUGGAGAACUCAACCCGGGGUAUUAUGUGGAGGUUUGUUUGGUCGCACGAUGGUACCAAGCUUGUCUGUGGGCGCAGGGGGGGUGUUCAGGUCUGGGAUCCGGCCACCGGGGAGUGCACACGGACACUUGAACGCCCUGGUUCUGAUCUAAAUGGCAAGGUUCAUUUUGGGGAGUCCAACUCCAAUCACUUACAGGUCGAUGAUGAGACAUACGACCUGCGGGAUGAGACACUUCGGGAUAUAUCUUCCCUCAUCACGCGCGAGCCUCUGAUUCCCCGACAAGAAGCAUUGUUUGGGCUAGCGCGCGGUGAGUCCUGGCUUACAAAGGGGGGUGUGAACCUCCUAUGGCUGGCCCCAGCAUAUCGACCGAGUAUUCGUGCUGCAUUUGACUCACACGGAUCCAAUGUGUUGAUUGGCUGUCGUUCAGGUCAAGUGCUAAUUUUGGAAUUCGCCGAAGAAAAUAGUUCUUUGUGGGACUGGUUCAAUCGAGCAAUAGCCAUUUCGAUGUUUAGUUCCCCAUGUUAA